Paramecium primaurelia is the source of this 628-nucleotide messenger RNA. The record is from the annotation of a GenBank genome assembly. NCBI's taxonomy places the organism in Eukaryota, Ciliophora, Oligohymenophorea, Peniculida, Parameciidae.
AAAUAGGUGAUGAAUUUAAGUUGGGUGAUUGGGUGGAAAUAUCUAAUAAUUUCUCCUUAUUAUCUUAAGUAACUUACAGUGGCGGAUAUGUAAAUGGCAAAAAGGUUGGAAAAUGGGAUAUAUGGCAUAAGGAGGAUAAUGAUAACAAAAAGAUGUAAAAUUAUAUUAUUUAGUUUGAUAAAUAAUUAUAUUAUGAAAAAUAAUGUGUAUUAGUGGUGGAGGAUUAUAUGAUGAAACAGGGAAUGAACUCAAGUUAGGUAAUUGGGUUGAAACAACAAAUAAUUUUAAAUUGAAUUCAUAAGUAAUAUUUAGUGGUGAAUAUAAAAAUGGUAAAAAAGUUGGAAGAUGGGAUUUUAAGUAUAAGAAAGACAAUAAACCUUUCUUUAAAAUGUAAAAAUAUUUAAAAUGGUGAUAUAGUGGUGGAGGAUCAUAUGAUGAUUCAGGCGAUGAAAUUAAAUUGGGUAAUUGGGUUGAAAUUAUGGGUAAUUUCAGGGACUACUCUUAAGUAACCUACAGAGGUGAAUAUAAAAAUGGAAAAAAAGUUGGUAUAUGGAAGGAAAUGAAGAGAGAUAAUUUGAGUAUAAAGGAAGAAUUUAUAAUAGUAUAAGAGAUUAAAUAUGAUAAUUGA